AUGAUACUGUGCCAUACUUGCUUGCAAAUAGCGCCGGCCGCCCUCGUCGAUAUCAGUAAUGUUGUCCUUUUGCUCAAUAAUCCGGCCCAGAGUGGCCAGGGCUCCGGACCGAGCACGGUUAUCAAGAACAUAUCGGCCAUCUCAAAUCAAAUGGCCUACUCGUCGCGGUUCACAGAGAACCUUGUAACUCUGGCAUCGUCAUACGUUACCUCGUCCCAAAAUAUUCAGGGGCUUCUUUACGUCCCUGACCUGAGCCCAAAAGACCCAUGCCAGAAGAGGGUCGCGUCUAUGGUGCCCUCUAUGGUUACCCGUCGGGCCAAUCUCCCACCCACAUCUUUUAACCUCGUUGGCCUCGCGCCGUGGAUCAGCACUGAAUGCACUCGGUCAUACCUCGCGUCUGCGCGCGUGGACCCCAUCCGUGCUUUCAUCUUCUACCGGGACACAAACAGCACUGAUGCCCCGCCCCCUGCAGACGCUGACCUGUGGGACCUGGAUGAGGAUGACUCCUGGAAGCUUCAGAACAGGUUUCCCGUCUUUGCCGUCCCAGGCCGCAUUGGCGCCGAGAUGAUGACCCAACUCAGCCUUUACAGUGGUAACAUCACCACUGUGCCAUUCGGUGACGAAAUCUCCACCAUGUACGACCCGAGAGAGGAGGAUUAUGUAAGGAUAUGGACGACCAUGAACGUCAACGUCGACACAUCCUUCAACAACUUUUGGAUCUCCAUACCUAUAUUUCUCGGCGUCUUGGUCGGGAUCGUUCUCGCAACUUCUAUUUUCUUGCACUGCGUCGCCCGUAAGAGACGCUCGAGCUUGCGAAAGCGAGUACAGACCGGCGAAGUUAACCUCGAAGCACUGGGAAUCAAGCGGGUCAAGGUACCGCUCAAUCACGUGCAGAACUUCCCAGUAUUCACAUACGCAAAUCACUACGAUAACCCACCGCCAGGAUCGCCAACCACCGUCUCCGCGCCGUCAUCAGUAGAGCAGGCAUCGUCGUCCACGAGCCAGGGAUUGAGCAUUCUAUGCGAUCAACCCGAGUGCCUGAUCUGCCUGCAGCCUUAUGUCGACCGGGAAACCAUCAUCCGCGAGCUUCCCUGCGGACACAUAUUCCAUCCCGACUGCAUAGACGAGUUCUUAUCCGAGUUCAGCUCCCUGUGCCCUCUCUGCAAAACGUGUAUGCUACCCAAGGGCUAUUCCCCACGCAUCACAAACAACAUGGUGCGCCGUGAGAUCGCCACGAGGAAGCUGCGUGAGCGCAUAGUCAUCAGUGACGAUGAGGAACAUUACGUCGGCAGCAGCACCGACAAGAAGCCGGGGCUCAUUUGGGGCAGCACAAGAAAGAAGCCCACACCUCGCACACAGCCAACGAAUCACGACAGGGACACAACCCAGCCUGGCGACGGUCUGGAUGCUGAAGGGAGAGCGAGUCCCGGGACCCGGACGCGGCGAAGGAUGAGGGAGCUCGCGGGACCAGAUAUCGAGAGUGGCCUACCCAACAGCCAGGCUGACCAAUCGAUCUGGCAAAAAACCAAGGGCACCAUAUUUCCCCAGUUCAAGGGAUGA
Pyricularia pennisetigena is the source of this 1560-nucleotide messenger RNA. RefSeq lists its product as uncharacterized. The record is from RefSeq and is a predicted model, not a curated record. NCBI's taxonomy places the organism in Eukaryota, Fungi, Ascomycota, Sordariomycetes, Magnaporthales, Pyriculariaceae. Bases 1 to 1560 code for a protein of 519 amino acids. The transcript has 5 exons.